AAUCUUUUUAAUACUUAGAUCCAAGGUGAAAAACACCCUUUCGGUGGAGGAGAGAUUUUAUUUUCUGCGAUUAGUCUUCAAAAUCCCCUCCGUUUUUUAAAUUUGAUUUACUAUUAAAUUGAAAUUUCGCAUAUUGUUGGAUUAAUAUCGAUUCGAUUUGAUCUCAUCUUACAACACUAAAACCCUAGCAUGAGGUAAUUGAAUUUCUUCUACUGGAUUCCUCGUCUCUUCUUCUGAUUCAUCUUUUCAUUCAUCGAUUUGUCGGUUAAGGUUCAACCUUCGAAUCUCUUUCUUAGCUACAGAAGAGAGGGAAAGAAGAAGGCUUGCUUUGGUUGGGAAGAAAUUUGUGGAACUGAAUUAGGGUUUAAAGAAUUAGUAUUACUCUACAUUUUUGUUGAUUCGGUCAGCUGUGGAAGGGGAAGUCAAUUCAGCUUCGAAUCGUUCAGAGUAUAAAUCAGGGUUAUCGCUGUUCUCGAGGCAUUGUUAUGGAUCUUCUCCAGUCAUACACAGAUCAAAACGACGAUGACGGAAGCCCUAAACAGCUUACAUCUUCACCAGAAGCCUCUCCGCCUCGGCUUCUCCCCUCCAAAACCUCGGCGCCUAAGGUCGAUGAUACAAUGUUAGCCCUCACGGUGGCCAACGCCAACCAGACCCUUUCGAAGCCGAUAGACCCAACUCAACAUCUCGUUGCCUUCAACCCCACUUACGACCAACUCUGGGCGCCCAUUUACGGCCCAUCUCAUCCCUAUGCCAAGGAUGGCAUUGCACAAGGCAUGCGAAACCACAAGCUAGGUUUCGUGGAGGAUGCGUCCAUUGAACCAUUUGUCUUCGAUGAGCAGUACAACACUUUCCAUAAAUAUGGAUACGCUGCUGACCCAUCAGCUUCUGCUGGGAACAAUUACAUUGGGGAUAUGGAGGCUUUGCAGAAGAAUGAUGCCAUAUCCGUGUAUAACAUUCCACAGCACGAGCAAAAGAAGCGGAAGAUUGAGAAAAAGAAAGAAAUGAAUGAGAAUGAAGAUGUAGAAGAGGACUUGAACACGGCUGAAGUUGAUAAUCCAGCCACUGAUGUGUGGUUGAUGAAGAAUAGGAAGAGUCCAUGGUCUGGAAAGAAGGAAGGUCUUCAAACUGAGCUAACUGAGGAGCAAAAGAAAUAUGCAGAAGAGUAUGCAAAGAAGAAAGGUGAAGAGAAAGGUGGUGAGAAGGGAGAAGUUACAGCGGAUAAGAGUACUUUUCAUGGUAAAGAGGAGAGGGAUUACCAGGGUAGAUCUUGGAUUGCACCCCCGAAAGAUGCAAAGGCUACAAAUGAUCAUUGUUAUAUACCAAAAAGAUUGGUGCAUACAUGGAGCGGGCACACAAAGGGUGUAUCUGCUAUUAGGUUCUUCCCUAAACAUGGCCAUUUGAUUCUUUCUGCUGGUAUGGAUACCAAGGUUAAGAUAUGGGAUGUGUUCAAUUCUGGUAAAUGUAUGAGAACCUACAUGGGUCACUCUCAGGCAGUUCGGGACAUUUCAUUUUGUAAUGAUGGAUCUAAGUUUUUGACUGCUGGAUAUGAUAAAAAGAUUAAGUAUUGGGAUACAGAAACAGGGCAAGUGAUAUCAACCUUCUCCACCGGGAAAAUUCCUUAUGUAGUUAAGCUUAAUCCUGACGAUGAUAAGCAGAAUAUCUUGCUGGCAGGGAUGAGUGAUAAGAAGAUCGUUCAGUGGGAUAUGAACACAGGACAGAUUACACAAGAGUAUGAUCAACAUUUAGGAGCAGUGAAUACCAUUACAUUUGUAGACAAUAAUAGGAGGUUUGUUACAUCAAGUGAUGACAAGUCUCUCCGUGUUUGGGAAUUUGGAAUUCCUGUUGUUAUUAAAUAUAUUAGUGAGCCUCACAUGCAUUCCAUGCCCUCCAUUUCUGUACAUCCCAAUACUAAUUGGCUCGCAGCACAGAGUUUAGACAAUCAGAUUCUUAUUUAUAGCACUAGGGAGAGAUUUCAGCUAAACAAGAAAAAGAGGUUUGCUGGGCACAUUGUGGCAGGAUACGCUUGUCAGGUUAACUUCUCUCCAGAUGGGCGUUUUGUUAUGUCUGGUGAUGGUGAGGGUAAGUGCUGGUUUUGGGACUGGAAAACCUGCAAGGUAUUCAGAACUCUCAAGUGUCACGAAGGUGUAUGCAUUGGGUGUGAGUGGCAUCCAUUGGAACAAAGUAAAGUAGCAACGUGCGGCUGGGAUGGGCUGAUAAAGUAUUGGGACUAGAUUUGAGGCUGAGAUCAUCUGUGGAAGCCAUGUUUGACCUCAACUUUGUGGACAAGGAGAAUUCUGGGUGAAAAUCUGCCCUUAGAAAAAGAAUGUAUCUUAACUUGAAUUUUGUGUUAGAUCACCUUAGAAGUUAUCCCAAUGUCAUUGUACUGUUAGUUUCAUACAUUUUUGUAUACUUAAUUAAUACAAAAUUACUUUGUUCAACUU
Benincasa hispida (wax gourd) is the source of this 2441-nucleotide messenger RNA. RefSeq lists its product as uncharacterized. The record is from RefSeq and is a predicted model, not a curated record. Lineage: Eukaryota; Viridiplantae; Streptophyta; Magnoliopsida; Cucurbitales; Cucurbitaceae. Gene Ontology annotation, molecular function: protein binding; mRNA binding. Gene Ontology annotation, biological process: mRNA splicing, via spliceosome. Gene Ontology annotation, cellular component: catalytic step 2 spliceosome.